This is a messenger RNA of Geodia barretti, 896 nucleotides long. Lineage: Eukaryota; Metazoa; Porifera; Demospongiae; Tetractinellida; Geodiidae. The record is from the annotation of a GenBank genome assembly.
UCACAACAUGCUGUACGAUACAGGUGUGUGCAUAAUAUUAUUAUGGUAUAUGAGACUAUAUAAUAUAUGGUAUAUGAGACUGUAUGGGCGAAGGUGUCAGUAUUUUUUUCUGACUUGCAUGCGAGUUUUGUGUUACAACUUCCUCUUCUAUUUAGUGCCCCCUUCCCUCUUCCACUGCAAAGUAAGAUGUCAUGAUGAUGGUGGUGGUGGUGGGGGAACAAAUAUUGAUCUUGAAAAUUAUACCUGUGACUGAAAGGGGGGCACCUUUUUCAGCGAGAUAUACACCUUGCCGCUAAAGAGAGCGUGUCUCAUUAUUUCUCUGUCCUCAGUUAAUCCACCAUUUCUGGACUCCAACUCCCGCACACACCCUAUGGGAGUGCCAUGGCUACCUCCUAACACUGUCACUCAAGGCUGUUCACAGUGGCUGCUGGCUCUCAAUCGCCUGUUCUCUCUUUACCAUCGACUACCUCGAACUACUGGGCAUCAAGCAGUUGUACUAUUCCUACAACGGGUUCGGUGACCCCCUCCACUACAAGUCGGCCGAACAGCAAUAUCUUCUUCGCCACAUGCGCCACCCAUUUCACCGCACCUUUUAUCCUCAUGUGGGCCGUGCCCGUAAUGUCUGCGACAGGCUACUCCUUGCCGUGAUGCUACCGCUCUACUUGGCCUGGGCUAGCGGGAUCAGUGCACUGGACAUGAAGUACGUUAGGACGCAGUUUAUCAACAAGUGGAGACAAUUGCUGAAGGAUCAUCAUAGGUGAAUUUCUGAACUUUUUUCUGUGUGUUACACUUCCUGCUACAUUUCCUCUCUUAGUCAUCAUUUUCCCCUCACUCAUGUAUUGUCUUGUAUACAUUGUAUACAGCAUUCAGAAUUUGUUAACCUUUUCUGAAAGGAA